CUUUCACUUCGCUUCCAGGAAAACAAGAGGAAGAGAAAAUUGUAGAGAGAGAAAGAGAGAGGGCAGGAGGGAGGUAAGCUCUUCAUCUUUUUCUUCUUUAGUUUCCGUCAUUUUACGCUAGUGGUCUUCAAUGGCGGCCUCUGUCGAGAACCGGCAGUUCAGUCGCCUUGAACCGGGUUUAGUUCGCUCCUUUAAUCCCGGGCCGAAUCACCGCUCUGACUCGCCUGUCCGCGGCUGCAACUUCCCUGAGAUGAACCGGCCGAAGAAACCCGUGGUUUUGGAGGACUCUUCGAGUGAAGACGAGACUGAAAAUGACUACGAAGCCGCCAUAAAGAAAGGGAAAAUGGAGUUGGAACCGUCGUCUUUCGACCCCAGAGAUGACGGAACAGCCGAUAACUGGGUGGAGCGCAAUCCGUCCAUGAUCCGGCUCACCGGGAAACACCCCUUCAACUCCGAACCGCCGCUGACUCGGCUUAUGCACCACGGCUUCAUCACCCCUGUUCAACUUCACUACGUCCGGAACCACGGGCCAGUCCCCAAGGCCACCUGGGAGGGCUGGACCGUGGAAGUGACCGGUCUGGUUAAGCGCCCGACCCGGUUCACCAUGGACCAGCUGGUCUCGGAGUUCCAAAGCCGGGAAUUCCCCGCCACACUGGUGUGCGCCGGGAACCGCCGCAAGGAACAGAACAUGGUUAAGCAAACCAUCGGAUUCAACUGGGGCGCCGCUGGAAUAUCCACGUCGGUGUGGCGCGGCGUGCCGCUGCACUACAUCCUGAAGCGAUGCGGCAUCCUGAGCCGUAAAAAAGGGGCGCUUAACGUGUGCUUCGAGGGCGCCGAGGAUCUCCCCGGCGGCGGCGGAUCCAAGUACGGUACCAGCAUCAAGAAGGAAUUCGCCAUGGACAAAUCGCGGGACAUCAUUCUGGCGUACAUGCAGAACGGCGAGCGGCUGUCCCCAGAUCACGGGUUUCCCGUACGGAUGAUCAUCCCGGGCUUCAUUGGUGGACGAAUGGUGAAAUGGCUGAAGCGAAUCAUCGUAACCACUAAGGAAUCCGACAGUUACUAUCACUACAAGGACAAUCGAGUGCUGCCGUCCCACGUGGACUCCGAGCUGGCCAAUGCUGAAGCGUGGUGGUACAAGCCGGAGUACAUCAUCAACGAGCUGAACAUCAACUCCGUGAUAACGACGCCCUGUCACGAGGAGAUAUUGCCGAUAAACUCGUGGACGACGCAGCUGCCGUACACGUUGAGGGGCUACGCAUAUUCCGGGGGAGGUAAGAAAGUGACACGUGUAGAGGUGACAAUGGACGGAGGGGAGAGUUGGCACGUGUGCGAUGUGGGGCACCCGGAGAAGCCGAACAAGUACGGCAAGUACUGGUGCUGGUGCUUCUGGUCGCUGGAGGUGGAGGUGCUUGACCUCAUCGGCGCCAAAGACAUCGCCGUCCGAGCAUGGGACGAGACCCUCAACACCCAGCCCGAGAAGCUCAUCUGGAACCUCAUGGGGAUGAUGAACAACUGCUGGUUCCGGGUGAAGACGAUCGUGUGCAAGCCGCACAAGGGGGAGAUCGGGAUCCUGUUCGAGCACCCAACUCAGCCGGGGAACCAGUCCGGCGGCUGGAUGGCUCGCGAGAGGCACCUCGAGAAGUCGGCCGAGUCGAGCCAGACUCUGAAGAAGAGCGUCUCUUCGCCCUUCAUGAACACCUCCUCCACGGUCUUCUCAAUGUCCGAGGUCAAGAAGCACAACUCCGCCGACUCUGCCUGGAUCGUCGUCCACGGUCACAUCUACGAUUGCACCCGCUUCCUCAAGGACCACCCCGGCGGCGUCGAUAGCAUUCUCAUCAACGCCGGCUCCGACUGCACAGAGGAGUUUGACGCCAUCCACUCCGACAAGGCCAAGAAGCUCCUCGAGGAUUACCGGAUCGGCGAAUUGAUUACCACCGGCUACACCUCCGAUUCUUCCGCCUCCUCCCCGAAUAACUCCGUACACGGCGCGGCCAACUUAACCCACCUCGCGCCGAUCAAAGAAGUCGCGCCGUUGAGAAGCGUUGCCCUUGUCCCGCGCGAGAAAAUCCCAUGCAAGUUGGUGGAGAAGACGGUGAUCUCUCACGAUGUAAGGAAGUUCAAAUUCGCAUUGCCAUCGGAGGACCAGGUCCUGGGACUACCCGUCGGGAAGCACAUUUUCCUCUGCGCCACCAUUGAUGACAAGCUCUGCAUGCGAGCCUACACGCCGACGAGCUCCAUCGACGAAGUGGGUUUCUUUGAGCUCGUGGUGAAGAUCUACUUCAAGGGCGUCCACCCAAAAUUCCCAAACGGCGGGCUAAUGUCGCAGUACCUGGAUUCAAUCCCAAUCGGUUCGGUUCUUGACGUGAAGGGCCCCUUGGGCCACAUUGAGUACACCGGCAAGGGAAACUUCAUGGUCCACGGCAAACCCAAGUUUGCCAAAAGACUGGCUUUGAUCGCCGGGGGCACGGGGAUCACUCCCAUUUACCAGGUGGUUCAGGCCAUUAUGAAGGAUCCGGAGGACGAAACCGAGAUGUAUGUGGUUUAUGCGAACCGGACGGAGGAUGAUAUUUUGCUGUGGGAUGAGCUAGAUUCUUGGGCGAAGAAGCACGAGAGGUUCAAAGUGUGGUAUGUGGUGGGAAAGACGGUGAGGAAUGGGUGGAAAUACAGCGUGGGGCACAUCACGGAGAGCAUCCUGCGGGAGCACAUCCCCGGCGCGGCGGAGGACACACUGGUGCUGGCGUGCGGGCCUCCGCCGAUGAUUCAAUUCGCCGUGCAGCCCAACUUGGAUAAGAUGGGAUUCGAUCUCAAGAAUCAGUUGUUGGUGUUCUGAUGAUCAAGGAGGAGUUCUCCAUUCUGGGUUGGAAAGAAUAAAAUUAAUGAUACCGGGGGCAUCCUCAUGCAUGGCCAUGUACAUGUAUAGCUUUCCAAGAACCUGUGAAUUAAUAAUGUAAGGAGCCAUUAGGGAUAUUGCUUUAUGGUAAAAGUACAUAAAUACUUUUUAUUUCUUAACUUCUUCAUGAGA
Molecule: messenger RNA, 3022 nt
Organism: Diospyros lotus (date-plum)
Lineage: Eukaryota; Viridiplantae; Streptophyta; Magnoliopsida; Ericales; Ebenaceae
Product: nitrate reductase [NADH]
Exons: 4
Coding region: 131-2830 (899 amino acids)
Biological process (GO): nitric oxide biosynthetic process; nitrate assimilation
Molecular function (GO): heme binding; nitrate reductase (NADPH) activity; molybdenum ion binding
Source: RefSeq, a predicted model, not a curated record